CGCCGCGCCGCUGUCCGCCAACUCGGAAGCUCGCGCUCCCGGGCCGUGGGGGCGAGAACGCCGGCGGCGAGCCGGCGUCGCUCGCCGCCCCCAGACAGCCGCAAACUUCGCGGCGUCCCCGGAGCUCGUCCGGGCGAGGUGGAUCACAAAUAAGAUCCAAUCCAAUCCCCCCUUCCCAACCCGAAGGAUGGAGGCUGCGGCCGCAGGAGUGCCCCCGCCGCCGCCGGCCCCUGCCCGCUAGCCAGGGACCAACAGCGCCACAGCGAGCGAGCGAGCGAGCGGAGGGGGAGAGAGGGAGUCUGUCUGCAAAGUGCUGCUCCCUGGUGCUCAGAGGCGGCUGCUCCAACUCUCAUUCAUUUCGCCGGUUAACAUGAGAGAUCAUGGCCGCCUUCGGGCUUCUCAGCUAUGAGCAGAGACCGCUGAAGCGCCCCCGGCUCGGGCCGCCCGACGUCUACCCGCAGGACCCCAAGCAGAAAGAGGAUGAACUCACUGCUGUGAAUGUAAAGCAAGGCUUCAACAAUCAGCCAGCCUUCACUGGAGACGAACAUGGCUCAGCCAGGAAUAUUGUAAUUAACCCGUCAAAGAUUGGAGCUUAUUUUAGCAGCAUAUUAGCUGAGAAACUAAAGCUUAACACUUUCCAAGAUACUGGAAAGAAGAAGCCGCAAGUUAAUGCUAAAGAUAAUUAUUGGCUGGUUACUGGUCGGUCCCAGAGUGCAAUUCACAGCUGGUUCUCUGACUUAGCAGGAAAUAAACCACUUGCUAUUUUGGCAAAAAAGGUUCCCAUCCUUAGUAAAAAGGAGGAUGUUUUUGCAUAUUUAGCUAAAUAUUCAGUGCCAAUGGUUCGAGCAACGUGGCUAAUCAAGAUGACUUGUGCCUAUUAUUCUGCUAUUUCCGAAGCUAAAAUGAAGAAACGUCAGGUUCCUGAUCCCAAUUUGGAGUGGACACAAAUAUCUACCAGAUACCUUCGAGAACAGUUGGCCAAGAUUUCUGACUUCUACCACGUGGCCUCCAGUGCUGGCGAUGGCCCUGUCCCUGUGCCCCCGGAGGUGGAGCAAGCCAUGAGGCAGUGGGAGUACAACGAGAAGCUGGCGUUUCACAUGUUCCAGGAAGGAAUGCUGGAGAAACACGAAUACCUGACGUGGAUCCUGGAUGUCUUAGAGAAGAUCAGACCCAUGGAUGACGACCUCCUUAAACUCCUGCUGCCCCUGAUGCUGCAGUACUCAGAUGAGUUCGUGCAGUCGGCCUACCUGUCUCGCCGUCUCGCCUACUUCUGUGCCCGGCGUCUCUCCUUGCUGCUCAGCGACAGCCCCACCCUCCUGGCUGCCCACUCCCCCCACAUGAUGAUAGGACCAAACAGCUCGAGUAUCGGGGCCCCCAGCCCAGGCCCCCCCGGCCCUGGCAUGAGCCCCGUGCACCUGGCCUUCUCAGAUUUUCUCUCCUGUGCACAGCAUGGUCCCCUGGUUUAUGGACUUAGUUGUAUGUUACAGACUGUCACUCUCUGUUGCCCAAGUGCCUUGGUGUGGAAUUACUCCACGAAUGAAAAUAAGAGCGCCAACCCAGGCUCACCCCUGGACCUGCUGCAGGUGGCCCCUUCCAGCCUCCCCAUGCCGGGUGGGAACACAGCUUUCAAUCAGCAGGUUCGGGCAAGGAUUUAUGAGGUAGAACAGCAGAUAAAACAAAGAGGCCGUGCAGUGGAGGUGCGGUGGUCUUUUGACAAGUGCCAGGAGUCAACAGCAGGGGUGACUAUUAGUCGGGUUUUGCACACAUUGGAAGUCUUAGAUCGUCAUUGUUUUGACCGGACUGAUUCCAGCAAUUCGAUGGAGACGCUUUAUCAUAAGAUUUUCUGGGCAAACCAAAACAAAGAUAACCAAGAGGUUGCCCCCAACGAUGAAGCUGUGGUGACGCUGUUGUGUGAGUGGGCCGUGAGCUGCAAGCGGUCGGGCAAGCACAGGGCCAUGGCAGUGGCCAAACUCCUGGAGAAGAGGCAAGCGGAAAUCGAGGCCGAGAGAUGUGGGGAAUCAGAAGUCUUGGAUGAGAAGGAGUCUAUCUCUUCAGCCUCUCUUGCUGGUUCCAGUUUGCCUGUUUUCCAGAAUGUUCUGUUAAGAUUUUUGGAUACACAGGCUCCUUCAUUGUCGGAUCCCAACAGUGAAUGUGAAAAGGUGGAAUUUGUGAAUCUGGUGCUGCUCUUCUGUGAGUUCAUCCGCCAUGACGUCUUCUCCCAUGACGCCUACAUGUGCACCCUCAUAUCGCGAGGAGACCUGUCGGUCACGGCCUCCACCCGGCCACGGUCGCCAGCCGGGGAGAAUGCAGAUGAACACUAUUCAAAAGACCAUGAUGUGAAGAUGGAGGAGCAGAGUAUUAUGGCGCAUAUGGGCAUUGACUCAGGACCCACUAACAUUUUUGAUGAAGUAGACAAGAGUGACUUUAAAACUGACUUUGGUUCGGAAUUUCCAAUUUUUUCCCCCAUGCCUGGAGAGUCCUGUGAGAAUGCCAACCCUUCCUUGGGCAGAAGAAUGUCAGUUAACAGUGAGAAGUUGGUGAAGAGGGAAAAACCGAGGGAAUUAAUUUUCCCAUCUAAUUAUGACCUCCUCCGUCACCUGCAGUAUGCAACACAUUUUCCUAUACCUCUGCGGUUCCAAACUGGUGCAACAAGGGUGUUGCCAGUGGAGGCUGAGGAUGAAUCCUCAAGUCAUGAAUGUAAUCAGCGCACAAUCCUUCUCUACGGAGUCGGCAAAGAGCGUGACGAAGCGAGGCAUCAGCUGAAGAAGAUUACCAAAGAUAUCCUGAAAAUCCUGAAUAAGAAGAGCACCACGGAGACCGGGGGUGGGGAUGAAGGACAAAAAGCCAGGAAGAACAAGCAAGAAACUUUCCCAACACUGGAGACUGUGUUCACAAAACUCCAGCUCCUUUCGUACUUUGACCAGCAUCAGGUCACAUCUCAGAUCUCUAACAAUGUGCUCGAACAAAUCACAAGCUUUGCAUCGGGAACAUCUUAUCAUCUCCCUCUGGCUCACCACAUUCAGCUCAUCUUUGAUCUCAUGGAACCAGCACUGAACAUCAAUGGGCUCAUUGACUUUGCAAUACAGUUACUGAAUGAGCUGAGUGUUGUAGAAGCAGAACUGCUCCUGAAGUCCUCCAGCCUGGCGGGCAGCUAUACCACGGGACUGUGCGUGUGCAUCGUGGCCGUUCUCCGGCGGUACCACAGCUGUCUGAUCCUGAACCCUGAGCAGACAGCGCAGGUGUUUGAAGGGUUGUGUGGUGUGGUAAAGCAUGUUGUAAACCCCUCGGAAUGCUCCUCCCCCGAAAGAUGCAUCUUAGCCUACCUCUACGAUCUCUAUGUGUCAUGUAGCCACCUCAGAAGCAAAUUUGGAGACCUCUUCAGUAGUGCCUGUUCAAAAGUAAAGCAAACCAUUUAUAAUAAUGUGAUGCCUGCAAAUUCUAACUUGCGAUGGGACCCGGACUUCAUGAUGGAUUUUAUUGAGAAUCCCUCGGCUCGUAGCAUCAACUACUCAAUGCUGGGCAAGAUCCUUAGUGACAAUGCGGCCAAUCGCUACAGCUUUGUCUGCAAUACUCUCAUGAAUGUAUGUAUGGGCCAUCAGGAUGCUGGAAGGAUCAACGACAUAGCCAAUUUCUCCUCGGAGCUGACAGCAUGCUGCACUGUCCUUAGCUCGGAGUGGCUAGGAGUCCUGAAGGCUCUUUGUUGCUCAUCAAAUCACGUGUGGGGAUUUAAUGAUGUACUUUGCACUGUCGAUGUGAGUGACCUUUCAUUCCAUGAUUCAUUAGCUACUUUCAUUGCUAUUCUGAUAGCACGACAGUGUUUUUCCCUGGAGGACGUCGUGCAGCACGUUGCACUUCCCUCUCUCCUAGCAGCAGCCUGUGGAGAUGCGGACGCAGAGCCUGGGGCGAGGAUGACCUGCCGACUGCUGCUCCACCUCUUCCGAGCUCCCCAAGCCUACUUCUUCCCUCAAUCAGCGGGCAAACCUUUCCCCGGAAUAAGAUCAUCUUGUGAUAGACACCUCUUAGCCGCUGCUCACAACAGCAUCGAAGUGGGAGCCGUGUUUGCUGUCUUAAAAGCAAUUAUGAUGCUUGGAGAUGCCAAAAUUGGCAGUAACAAUGUCAGCUCUUUAAAGAACGAGGACUUCACCAUGAGGGGUUUACGUCGUGACGGCAAUGCUGAUGAUAUCUGGACUGCCUCACAGAAUUCAAAAGCCUGCGGGAAAAGCAUUUCUAUAGAAACUGCCAAUUUAAGAGAAUAUGCUAGAUAUGUACUGAGGACUAUCUGUCAACAGGAAUGGGUAGGAGAACAUUGCCUAAAAGAACCUGAAAGAUUGUGUACAGACAAAGAACUUAUAUUGGACCCCGUGCUUUCCAAUAUGCAAGCACAGAAAUUACUGCAGCUUAUCUGUUAUCCCCAUGGAAUUAAAGAGUGUACUGAAGGGGACAACCUUCAAAGACAGCACAUUAAGCGCAUUCUUCAGAAUCUUGAGCAGUGGACACUGAGACAGUCUUGGCUAGAACUUCAGUUAAUGAUCAAACAGUGCUUGAAGGACCCUGGCUCCGGUUCUGUGGCUGAGAUGAACAAUCUCCUGGACAACAUUGCAAAGGCCACGAUAGAGGUGUUCCAGCAGUCUGCCGACCUGAAUAACAGCGCGUCUAAUUCGGGCUUGAGCCUCUUCAACCCAAACAGCAUCGGAAGUGCUGAUGCAAGUAGCACCAGACAGAAUGGAAUCAAGACGUUUCUAAGCUCCUCUGAACGCAGGGGUGUGUGGCUGGUGGCUCCCCUCAUUGCCAGGCUGCCGACCUCUGUGCAGGGAAGAGUGUUGAAAGCUGCUGGGGAAGAGCUGGAGAAAGGGCAGCACUUGGGCUCUUCUUCAAAAAAGGAGAGAGACAGACAAAAACAGAAAAGCAUGUCACUUUUGAGCCAGCAGCCUUUCCUCUCACUGGUUCUUACCUGCCUCAAGGGACAAGAUGAACAACGGGAAGGCCUCUUAACAUCCCUCCAGAACCAAGUUAACCAGAUUUUAAGUAACUGGAGAGAAGAACGAUACCAGGAUGACAUAAGGGCACGGCAGAUGAUGCACGAAGCCUUGCAGUUGCGCCUAAAUCUGGUGGGAGGAAUGUUUGACACGGUGCAGAGGAGCACGCAGUGGACCACGGACUGGGCCCUCCUCCUCCUGCAGAUCAUCACCUCGGGGACUGUUGACAUGCACACCAACAAUGAAUUAUUCACAACAGUUCUUGACAUGCUGGGUGUUUUAAUCAAUGGGACAUUAGCCUCUGACCUAUCAAAUGCAUCCCCAGGGGGAUCUGAAGAGAACAAGCGUGCAUAUAUGAAUUUAGUAAAGAAACUGACGAAAGAGCUAGGAGACAAGCGGUCAGAAAGUAUUGACAAAGUUCGACAGUUGCUACCUUUGCCGAAGCAGACGUGUGAUGUCAUCACUUGUGAGCCUAUGGGUUCCUUGAUCGACACGAAGGGCAACAAAAUUGCUGGAUUUGACUCUAUAGAUAAAAAACAGGGUCUCCAGGUCUCCACGAAGCAGAAGGUGUCCCCGUGGGACUUGUUUGAGGGUCAGAAGAACCCAGCUCCCCUGUCCUGGGCCUGGUUUGGGACUGUCCGAGUGGACCGCAAGGUGAUCAAGUACGAAGAGCAGCACCACCUCCUUUUGUACCACACACACCCCAUGCCCAAGCCCCGAAGUUACUACCUCGAGCCGCUGCCCCUGCCUCCCGAGGAGGAAGAGGAGGAGCCCACAUCUCCAGUUUCUCAGGAACCAGAGAGAAAAUCAGCCGAGCUGUCAGAUCAGGGAAAAACCGCAACGGAUGAAGAGAAGAAGACAAAGGGAAGGAAGCGUAAGACGAAGUCCAGCUCAAGAGUUGAUGAGUAUCCACAGAGCAACAUAUACCGAGUGCCUCCGAAUUACUCACCCAUUUCCUCCCAAAUGAUGCACCAUCCGCAGUCCACCUUGUGGGGCUACAACCUCGUGGGACAGCCCCAGCAGCCGGGCUUUUUCCUUCAGAACCAGUCUCUCCCUGCAGGCGGCUCCAGAUUGGACCCUGCGGGCUCCUUCGUCCCAUCCAAUACCAAGCAAGCUCUGUCCCACAUGCUGCAGCGGCGCUCGGGCGCCAUGAUGCAGCCGCCUGCCCUGCACACCAUCACGUCGCAGCAGCAGCUGAUACAGAUGAAGCUUCUGCAACAGCAGCAGCAGCAGCGCCUCCUCAGGCAAGCGCAGACUCGUCCUUUCCAACAGGGCCAGCCGGGGGACCAGGCUGCUCUCUUUGCUGCACAAGCACGGCCCUCCCUCCAACUCCCUCAGUAUCCAGGGCUGCAGCAAGCACAGACCAUGCCUCAGGGCUAUACGAUGUAUGGAACCCAGAUGUCCUUGCAGCAGACAGCCCAGCAGCAGGCCGGCAGCGUGGUCCUGUCUCCCAGCUACAACUCCCGGGCCUACCCAGCAGCACAUUCCAGCCCCGCACUGAUGGAGAGACUCCGGCAGAUUCAGCAGCAGCCCACCAGCUACGUUCAGCAGCAGACCUCGCCCUACCUGCAACCCUUCCCAGGCUCUCAGAGAUUGAACCAUCAGGCUUUACAGCAGAGCCCUCUGGUGGGUGGAGGAAUCGACGCUGUGCUGACUUCCGCACAUCCCAACCUCCCCUCGGUGCCCCUGCCUCAGGACCCCAUGAGGCCCCGACAGCCGCAAGUUAGACAGCAGCAAAGACUCCUCCAGAUGCAGCAGCAGCCUCCCCAACCCCAGCAGCCCCCACAGCCCCCGCAGUCCUCGCAGCCCCAGAGUCAGCCCCUUGGUCUCCAAGCAAUGCAGCCCCAGCAGCCUUUGUUCCCCAGGCAAGGCUUGCAGCAGACACAGCAGCAGCAGCAGACGGCAGCCCUGGUGCGGCAGCUCCAGAAGCAGCUUUCUAGUAACCAGCCACAGCAAGGAGUGACUCCCUAUGGGCAUCCUUCACAUUUCUGAAUCUGGAAGAGGAGAAACAUGAACUUUUAUGUUUGCACUGGAAAAUAGAAAAUCAUAUUUAAUGUAUUAGACAUCCUUAGACAUGUCUCUUUGUUCUCUUUUAAUUUUACGCUACACUUCAUACAGAGGUACUUGAACGGAAAAUGGAGGGGGAGUUGUGGUUUGGUUUUGUCUCAUUCAGGACUAACGUAGGCUGAGGGGCAUGGGUCAUGCAGGCCUACUCCAGGAGGAAUGUGCUAGCAGACCUUGGAGACUCGGUGCUUUUUCUUGAAUCACCCAUUUAUAGAGAGAAUGAGAUGGUGGGUUUAACUCUUUGUGUGCUCAUUAAUGAUGAAGUUUGUUUCUUCCAAACUGGGUGGACCAAACUACUGAUCUGAACAGCAUGUUAGAUCUUGGCAGGAAAAGUGGCCUGAGCAUUCUGCUUCAACCUGUGAUGGUGACGUGGGUGUUGAUUAGCAUCACUCUAAUUUGAAAUGUUCAAAAUGUUCACAAGCACUUUAUCAACUUUGUUCUUAUUUAUGUAGGACUUUUCUUUGCUUCUGUCAUGGUCAAAAGGUGCUGAAACAGAUGGUUGCUUAGUACUCAAACUUUCUUAAUCCAAGGCUCCUGGGAGCACCACCCUGCGAAGUGUGGGAGCCUCUCGGGUCCAGCUGAGCGGACUUGUUUCCAUUGCUGAGGGCGAUGGCCUUAGCCUUUGUGGGGUGAAACAUGUAAAUUCUAAAGGCCUGAAGGAACCACGGUGGAAUCGUCCCAUUUAUUUAUUGCCAGUUUUGGCAAAAAUGACUGUGUCCAGUUUUGGUUCUCCUGAAUCUUAUGCCAAUUUGGAGGGGGUGGGGGGGCGAAUUGUGCGACUGGCUUGAGAUUCCACAGUGUCCUAACUUGACAUGGGUUCCAGAGACUCUGGCCCUGAAGUCCAGAAGGUUCUGGUUUUCAUAAAAGGUGUAUUUGCUGUUUAUUUUGUAUGGUAAGUAUUUGCUAUUUUGAAUUUAAUUAUCAAUGUUGGUGUCAGUCUUGGGUUGUGUAUUGCAUAUACUGUAUUUAUAAAUUGGUGCAAAAAGCACAAGUAAAGUAAAUUAUACAUCAAAUUUAUUAUAAAGAAAUAGUAACUAUUUUAACUUUGUUCAAGUAUGUGGUAAUUUGCUCCUAUUAAAGUAUAAAAAUACAGUAAAUUAUUAUCAGUUUGUGUAACUUAAGAGUAUUCCAUAUAAUAUUUUUUUAGAUUUAGAUGCAUAAAAUUUUGAAUGUGAAAAUUGCAGGGCAUUUGAAAACAUAUGUGGGGGAUAUUUUCCCAUGUUCUGUGUUUUUUCUUUGGCCAUAUGAUUUUACAUAUAACGUAGUUUAAGCAGACUGUGAAUAGAUUUGUCUAUAAUAAGCAAACCACAUAGAACUACUUUUUUUAAAUGUAGCUGGUAUAACUUUAGUAGACAAUUUCUUUUGCAAAUCAUUAUAUGAAUAAUUUAUAUCUUCCUAGGUGAGUUACUUAUUGCAAAGUUUGACUCAUGCAAAUGACCUCAAAUACAUGUCAGCUUACUUUGCUGUGGCAACAUCCAUGUGAAACUGCUUUGUACACUGUGAAGAGAUUUCCCUCCAGCCUGCUCAUUUUGUGUUGACUCUGGGCUGGCAAAGACUUUGCCAAAACAUUAAAGACCAUUCUUUUCACUAAAU
This is a messenger RNA of Oryctolagus cuniculus (rabbit), 8633 nucleotides long. The record is from RefSeq and is a predicted model, not a curated record. NCBI's taxonomy places the organism in Eukaryota, Metazoa, Chordata, Mammalia, Lagomorpha, Leporidae.